Cannabis sativa is the source of this 1865-nucleotide messenger RNA. Its product is annotated as AAA-ATPase At3g50940. NCBI's taxonomy places the organism in Eukaryota, Viridiplantae, Streptophyta, Magnoliopsida, Rosales, Cannabaceae. The coding region runs from base 253 to 1653 and encodes 466 amino acids. The transcript is spliced from 2 exons. The record is from RefSeq and is a predicted model, not a curated record. Gene Ontology annotation, molecular function: ATP hydrolysis activity; ATP binding.
UAAUUAAAUUUCAUUUUUUUUGAUUGACUCAACAAAACCAAAGUCGGUCGUUUAUGAGAGAGAAAUGGGUAUGAUGAAAGAAGUCAAAGUCAAAGACGAGACUGAAGAAACUUCUCACUCAUCUCUCAGAUCAAAAUUCGUAACACAAUUCAACAAUCCAACACUAACCCACCAUUUCUUUCAUCAAUUUCUCCAAAACCCAUCUUCAAAAUCCUCUCAAACUCACCAAAAACCCUUCCUUUCCUCACAACAAUGUCUUCAUUCAACAAUCUUCAAAUACCCUCCGCCACAACUAUGAUAUCCACCGCCGCUUCCGCCGCCGCCGUCGCCAUGGUAGUCCGGUCAUUCGUCAGAGAAUACGUCCCUCCCGAGCUUCAACACCUAAUCUUCUUGAAACUAAGAAAGUUCACGAGUUCACUCUCUUCCCAACUCACCCUGGUCAUCGACGAGUUCGAUGGUCUUACAUAUAAUCACAUCUUCAAGGCUGCAAAGAUUUAUCUCAGACCCACUAAUGUCCCUUCCGAUACAAAGCGAUUCAAAGUUGUUUUACCCAAAAAAGAUGAAAACUUUUCAAUCACAUUGGAUAGAAAUCAAGAGAUUGUUGACUCCUUUAAUGGGGUCAAACUAAAAUGGAGAUUCUUUUCAAAUCAGAUCAAAUCUAAGUACAUUUCUAGUCCUGGUUCUCGUGGUCCGUACAAUUGGAGUGUUAAGUCUGAGCUUAGGUUCUUUGAGUUGAGUUUUCAUAAGAAGCAUAGAGAUAUGGUGAUUGAGUCUUACUUGCCUUAUAUUUUGGAGAAAUCUAAGAAGAUUAAGGAAGAGUUAAAGACAUUAAAGCUUUUCUCUUUGAAGAACAGAAUGUUGAGAAUGAGAGGAGGAAUGAAUAUGUGGGAAGAUGUGAUUUUUGAUCAUCCAAUGAGUUUUGAAACUCUUGCUAUGGAUUUAGAUAUCAAGAAGAAGGUAAUGGAGGAUCUUGAGAGGUUUGUUGAGAGAAAAGAUUAUUAUAGGAAAGUUGGAAGAGCUUGGAAAAGAGGGUACUUGUUUUUUGGUCCUCCAGGAACUGGGAAAUCUAGUUUGAUUGCUGCUAUGGCAAAUUACCUUAAAUUUGAUGUAUAUGAUUUGGAAUUGGCAAGUAUUAGGAGUAAUUCUGAGCUUAGGAAGUUGUUGAUUUCGACUGCGAAUCGGUCUAUUCUUGUUGUUGAGGAUGUUGAUUGCUCUAUUGAAUUGCAGAACAGGCUUAGGAAAGCUAAGCCUAAUAAUAAGAGUCUCCAUCAAUCUACAAAAAGGAAAUAUGAGGUGACUUUAUCAGGAUUGCUCAAUUUCAUAGAUGGAUUAUGGUCUAGCUGUGGCGACGAGCGUAUCAUAAUACUCACAACGAACCACAAAGACCGUCUGGACCCUGCUCUAAUUCGCCCCGGUCGUAUGGAUGUGCAUAUCCACUUGUCACAUUGCACCCCAUGUGGAUUCAAAAUACUAGCCUCCAACUAUCUAGGGAUCACAGAGCACCAACUCUUCUCGGAAAUAGAACAGUUGAUAGAGACAACAAAGGUGACUCCCGCCGAAAUAGGAGAGGAGUUGUUGAAGAUUGAGGAGCCUGAAGCUUCAUUGAGAGGUCUAAUUGAGUUUCUACAAAUGAAGAAAGGAAAAAAUUUGUGAUGAAAGUAAAACAUCUCUUGCUUUGAUUAAAAGGUUAUAGAGAAGUGAAGAUAUAAUGAAAUCUAUAUUAAAUUCUUACAUUUACCAAGUUAGACAUAAACUGGCUGCUUCUUCAGCUUAUUUUAUGUUCUUUUAUUUUAACCUUUACACUGAUUGAAGACACAGGAUUUUUCUUACUAAGUCAAAUAAAGAAAGUAAAAAAAUUCAAUAAA